Plasmodium reichenowi is the source of this 1833-nucleotide messenger RNA. RefSeq lists its product as hypothetical. Lineage: Eukaryota; Apicomplexa; Aconoidasida; Haemosporida; Plasmodiidae. The coding region runs from base 1 to 1833 and encodes 610 amino acids. The record is from RefSeq and is a predicted model, not a curated record. The transcript has a single exon.
AUGGAGGAAAAACUUAUACAGACACAUAUAACGUUGUUAUUUUAUUUAAUACUUUUAUUUUAUUUAAAGAACUUUACAGUAAGUUUUAUUGAUGUACCUAAGAAAUUAUUUAAUUAUAUUAAAGUGUAUUAUUCCUUUUUGAUUCUUCUUACAAUACUUGGAUUCUUUAGUAAAUUGCUUGUACUCAUACGUAUAUUCAUAACACAUAAUAUAAACAAAAUAUUUAGAUUAUUAUUAAAGAAUAAUGUAAAUUUUGAGUGUAUUAAAAAUCAUAUAAGAUUUAAUAAGAGUAGGAAAAAAGUAAAUUACAAAGAUGAAAAAAAAUUGAUAACCAAUGUAGUGUAUAAUAAAUCUACAAACAGUGAUAAUAAAAAUAAUAGUUAUAAUAAGAACAAUAAUAAUAAUAAUAAUAAUAAUAAUAUUCAGACACCUAAUCAUACAGGAAGGAAGAGAUUUUAUCUAUUCAUUAAUAAAAAUGCUGAUCAGCAAAAUAAUGCUAUAUUUAAGAAAAGUAAUACUGCUGAUUUAAUAACCACGUCGAUAAGGGAAAGGAACCAAGGGGAUGGUUCAAAUAAUAGCACAAAACAAAAAAGAUCGAAAAAAAGAACUAAACUUUUGAAGAAACUAAAAAUAUUAAAAAGGGAUGAUAACAAGCAAAAUGAGGAACACGAUGAAGACAAGGACAUAAAGGAUGAUAAUCAGAACAAUGAUUAUUGUAGUGAUUAUAAUGAAGGAAAUGAAGAUGAUGAUGAUAAUAAUAAUAAUAAUAGUAUAUCUAUGGAGGAAAAUAAAAAUGUAAAUAAAAAUAAUUUAAAAUGUAAAAAACAUUCAAAUUCUUCACAUGAGAAUUAUACAGAAAUAUUAUGUGAAGAAUGUGAUGCUAUGAUAAAUUUAAAAAAUAAAAUAAUAAAAAAAAAUGAAAUUAAUAUGAACGACCAGAAUAGUGAUGAAACGUUUGAAGAUAAUAAAGAUAGUUUAACAGAAUUGGGUUUUAAUAAAAGUAUAAAUGAAAAGAAUUUUUAUUUAUUUUCACUUUUAUCAAAUAUAUUAUAUAAUAAUACAUCGAAUUGUUCAAAGGUAAAGAAAAAAAAAGAAGGUGUUUCAUAUAAUAAUAAAAAUAAUGAUAAUAUUAUUAAUAAUGAUAAUUAUAUUGAUGAUGGAUAUAUGAAUAGCGAUAUAAGUAGUGAUACGUUUAAUGAUUUAGAAAGUGAUAACAACAGUGAAUUAAUAACUAGUGAUGAGCAUUUAGCUCAUGCUCAAAAUAAGUUUAGGAAUUGUAAAAAUAAUAUGUUGGAUAGUCACAAUAAAUCAAAAAGUAAUAAUAAUUAUAAUAGUUUUAGUAAUUAUAGUAGUGAUAGUAUUUAUAGUAGUGAUAGUAAUUAUAAUAGUGAUUGUAAUUAUAAUAAUAAUGAAAAUCCUAGUAGUGUGAUCAAAAAAAUGAAUCCAUCCAAUAAUGUCAUUCUUAAUAAUGAGAGUAAUAAAAGAAUAGAGGUUAAAAGUAUUAAUCUAAAUACAAAUCAAGAAACGAAACCAUUAAAAUCUAUUUUAAAAAAAUGUAAUAAUACAACUUCUGAUAAAAAUAAAAAUAAUAAUAGACAUAUACGAUUUAAUAAUGAUGUUGAAACUUAUUUUUUUGAAAAAUAUUUAUUUGAAGAUGAUAUGUAUAGUAUUAUAGAUCCAAGGAGAACUUUUUAUAAAAUCCUUGAAGCUUACAAUAUAACCAACACAGAAAUUUUUAGUUAUUGUAAUAUGCGUCAUAAUUUAAAUGUAGUUUUUAAUGACAUAAUUAAUUCAGUUUUUAUUUAUAAGGAUAAAAUAGUUAAAAAGUUUUAA